Podarcis lilfordi (Lilford's wall lizard) is the source of this 19861-nucleotide messenger RNA. The record is from the annotation of a GenBank genome assembly. NCBI's taxonomy places the organism in Eukaryota, Metazoa, Chordata, Lepidosauria, Squamata, Lacertidae.
AUGGCGGCUCCCAUGAGUGACACGUUCUCCUUUUGUAUGGACCCCGCCGGCCAAGCCCGCCGCGCCCUGGAGGUGCGAUUCAUCAGCAACGUCAAGGUGAGCAAGAGGGAGCCGCUCCCUGAUUCCCCCCCACCUCCUCCUCCUGCUGCUGCGGAUCCAGUGGAUCCUCCUCUGCUGCAGGGAAGGCGAUCUCCUCCCUCCCUCUCCCCGCUGCCAGAUCCUGCGGGGAAACGCAAGGCUGCAGCGUCUGGCUGCUGUGCGCGCUUGCAAGGGACCAAACCAAUGCGCCCAGGGCGCAAAGCGGCCUCCGUUGCGCGCGGACCGGGGGUGUCAGGAUGCCGGCCUGCCGGGCGGCGGGGCCGGCUUCGGAGCAAAGAUGCGCAGGGCGGGGUGUCUGCAGAGAUGCGGGCUCCCGGGGCCGGAUCCGGCCGGGUUUCCCCACGCGCAACCACGCCCGGGCCGCCGCCGCACCAGCUGAGAGACUGCCAUCCUGGGGUGGGGCGUUGGAUUGCGCUCCGAUCUGGCGAUGGUGCCAGCUUGCCCAAAGGUGGGAUCCAGUGAAAUCGGCGGGACUUGCUCCCGAGUAACGCCGCUUGAGCGCUGGCAAGCGGGGAGAGCUGGGUCCUGCUUGUUGGGAUCAUCGUGGGCGCCUGGUUGGGGACAGGAUGCUGGGAUGGGGCGGGAGGUGCUUUGGCAAGGCUUUUUUCUUGGGUUCUUCUUGGGCAGGUUGUGGCUUUCAAUUCCGACGGGGCAAAUUGAUCCAUGCUGGGCUGCAAGCCAGGAUGGGGCGAUGGGAUCCCGGUUUCUGGAAGCCGCAGGAGGGCUGAGGGCUCUUGUGCCCAAAUCCUGUUUGCUGGCUCUCUGCAAUGGGCAACUGGUCGGUCACUGUGAGCGCCGGGUGCUGGCCUAGGUGGGCCCUUUGGGGCCGGAUCAAGUUGCAGGACUCUCUUGCAGAGACCCCUCGCGGAUUACCUCCUAAUACGCUUUUGAUUUUGCCAACCAGCGAUUUUAAUAAACCAAUUUUAUUACAUGAAACAAAUCUGCAUUAUUUUGAUCCAUCCCCACAGGGCCCCUGAAAGGCAUGGGGCCCAUAGGCGGAUAUAACAUAUAACACCGGUCUUGAAAGACCCACAUUUGCUCCCAGUACAUUUCCGAGUACAAUUCAAAGUGUUGGCGCUGACCUUUAAAGCCCUAAAAGGCCUCAGUCCAGUAUACCUGAAGGAGCGUCUCCACCCCCAUCGUUCUACCCGGACACUGAGGUCCAGCUCCGAGGGCCUUCUGGCGGUUCCCUCCCUGCGAGAAGCCAAGUUACAGGGAACCAGGCAGAGGGCCUUCUCGGUAGUGGCACCUACCCUGUAGAACACCCCUCCCACCAGAUGUCAAAGAGAACAACUACCAGACAUUUAGAAGACAUUUGAAGGCUCAGGGAAGCUUUUAAUGUUUAAUAGGUUAUUGUAUUUUAAUAUUUUGUUGGAAGCUGCCCAGAGUGGCUGGAGAAACCCAACCAGAUGGGUGGGGUAUAAAUUAUUAUUAUUAUUAUUAUGCCUACUCUGCCAAGUUGCUGUGAGCAGGGAGAAGAGGCCUGCCUCCUUAAUGGUGGUGACUAACCUGGAUGUCUUUAAAAGAGGAAAAGACCAAAUCAUGGAAGAUAAGAGGCUAACUGUGGCUAGUAGCCGCCAUGGCAAUGUGGGGGUUGUGUGCCUCUGAAUGCUUUUUGCAGGGAUUCACAAGUGGGCACACAGCCCAUUAGAAUAACUGAACAGCUGAGUUGUAAGGGAUCCUGAGGGUCAUAUAAUCCAACCCCCUCCAAUGCAGGAAUCUUUGCCCAACGUGGGAUUCGAAUCUUGACCUUGAGAUUAAGAGUCUCAUGCUCUACAGACUGAGCUAUCCCAGAGGGGAAAAAGUGUAUUGUGUUGACCAUGAUUAGCUUCUGCUGUUGGGGCACAACUGGUGUUCACUGGGUGAAGACCGCUAACAGCAAGACCAGAUAAUCCGGAUCAGACCAAAUUGGGGCAGGUUCCCAUUUAGCCUGGUGUGCCCUUUCACCCCCAGUGCUCUCAUCCUUGGGCUGCCAGUGUUACGGAUUAUUUUCACGACUCGUCGGGGUAAGGUAGGGUGAUCAUUCGUCUCUACCCAGAUGAUGUGGUAACUGAGUAUGCGCUUGAACCUCUUUGAAGAGGAGCUGCCCUCAGCAAGAAAUCCAAGCUCCUUGUCUGUACCUGGUCGCCUGGAGCUGUUUCUUAGCUCGCCCCAGCCGACCAGGCAACCGCUGGUUCCAUGUGGCGCUUCUCUUCCUCCUUCCCACUGCCCUCCUGUCUCCAAACCAAGAUUAUUAUUAUUAAUUAUUAUUAUUAUUAUUAUUACAGUGGACGAACGUGAUCCGUGCGGGAGGCAUGUUCGCAACCUGUGCGUCUAGCGCACGCGCGGCUCGCAAUUUGGCAUUUCUGCGCAUGCGCAAAGCACAAUUUAGCACUUCUGCGCAUGCGCAAGCGGCGAAACCCGGAAGUAACCGUUCCAGUAUUUUCAGGCUCGGCGCGGUGCGCAACCCGAAGCGUCUGUAACCUGAGGUAUGACUGUAUUAUCUUUUGUUAUGUCGAUGUUAAAAGGGCAAAGGACUCUUCGCCACCAGAAACAUCAAGAAGGGAGAAACGAUUUUCGUCGAGAAGCCGGUGGUGUCCGCCCAGUUCCUCUGGAAUGCACUGUAUAAAUAUAGAGGUGAGCAAACUGGCACUCUCAAUCCACUUGGGGAGAAGACAUUGCAUUGUUGAAUACAAGUGUGCAUUGGGGUUUGUGCAUAUAUCUCUCUGUGUGUGUGUUAUCUAGAAAUUGGACUACAGUGGUACCUCGGGUUAAGUACUUAAUUCAUUCCAGAGGUCCGUUCUUAACCUGAGAACCUGAGGUCCGUUCUUAACCUAUUUCCGGGUUAGCGGAGUCUGUAACCUGAAGCGUCUGUAACCCGAGGUACCACUGUAUAUCCCACGCUGUGCCAGAAGGGGGUUGCACGGGACUUGCAUUUCAUCUCCUCCCCCUGUGUACCCCCAAAAUCUGCUCCAGAGGAUCCACCGACCUCACACUGCUGAUUUUGAGGGUGUGCAGCUGAGGGGCUGGAAAGGGCAGGGGGAAAAGUGGAAAUUCCCGUGUGCGUAGAGAAGUCCUUUGGCGCUGCAGCUUCGAUACUCACCUAGUCCAAACCCUGCAAUGCAGGGGUAAUUUAGGAUAACCUAAGAUACUGUAAGGACUUCUGUAUCCUGUGUUGUAUACCUUUGGUUAUCUGGUGCCCUGAGCAAGGACAAAAUUUAGCACACACACACCCCAAUUUUUUUCUUCUUCUUUUCGACAUAAUUCCUUUUGGUACACUUGCUUUUUUUAGUGGAUCGCCUCGGUACAUACCGGUAUAAAUAUAGGUAUUACUGUAUUGGCCUGAAUAUAAGCUGCAGCCAAAAAUAAGCCGUACCUUUAAAAUUCAAGUGGGGGGAGAGAGAAAAAAAGACAAUCCCCGAAUAUAAGCCGCUCCCUUAAAGUUGGGUUACCGGCUGAAAAUCGCUGCGGUUGGUAGAAUUGUAACUCUGAAACCAAUUUAAGCCUUUCGUCUUGCAAGCCCGCAAAAGUUACCGUGCAGUCGCUAAAAUCGCAAAUCGCUAUUCAGUUGCUACAAUUCGGCAAGCUCUCACACCCGCAAAUGGCAAAUGAACAGUCUCAAGCUCGCAAAUCAGCAAAAAUCUUUUUUUCUGCUCCGUUUUACCGUAUGUGUUUCAGCAGCGAUAUUGUAAAAGCCGAAUUUUGUAAGGUAAGCUUCCGCUCUGGUCACGGGACCUAGACGGCUCUGGUUGCCCUAACAGAUGAUCUCCGCAGGCAGCUGGAUCGAGGCGGGUCGGGGCUGCUGAUUUGCAACCCGAGCGUCCACUGUAUUUACUUUGCAAUAAAAAUUCUUUAAAUAAAAAAAAAAGGAAAGGAAAGGAAAAAAUGCCCCUUCUGUUGUUUUACAUUUCCAGCACUUACUUCCUUUACUUUCCUUCAUGGCUCUCUUCUUACCCCCAUCUCCCCUCCAGCCUGCGACCAUUGCUUGCGAGCACUGGAGACGGCAGAGGAAAAUGCGCAGAGGCUGCUGGGGAAACCCCAAGCCCUUCCUCACCCGGAGCAGUGCAGCAUUCGGAAGGAGCUCCAUCAACACUGCCCCGCUUGCCAAGUAAGUAGGAGGCAGGCGGAUCGCGUCCCCUCGCAUGGCCUGGGAAUCUUGGUCGCCUUUCCCCGGCUGCCGAAGGGCUGUGCCAAAGCGGGGGGAGUCCCCUUCAUUGACAGCUGUGCUUCGCUUCCUAUACGAUACGAUACAAUAAUUUUUAUUGUCAUUGUCCCAUACAGAACAACGAAAUUGAAAAAUCUACAUCAGACAUUCAAAAACCCACAAGCCAGCUAUCCCAGCCUGGUUAGCCCCCUAAAAACUCUGAUAUCCCAUAAUUGAAUACAAUAUACUCCCAUAGAGACUACCUUACACUGCAUUUAAAACCAAAAUCGCAUUUGGAUAGAAACUGUUUCUCAGGAGGCUAGUCCUAGUCUUUAUAACCCUGUACCUUCUUCCAGAAGGCAGAAGCUGAAAGAGAUCAUUUCCGGGGUGCGCACUAUCCUGCGCUAUCUCUGCAGCUUUCUUAUGGCACCUGGAAACAUAGAUUUGAUCCAAGGUGGGAAGAGUGCACCCAAUUAUUCUCUCCGCAGUCUUUACAACCCUGGACAGCAUUGUUUUCCCCCUGACCGUGCAGCUCCCAAACCACACACACAGAUUAAUACAAGUUAAUACACUCUCCACAGUACAAUGGUAAAAUGCCAUCAACAGGUCCUUUGAGAGAUUGUUUUUCCGGAGGAUCCUCACAAAAUAUAACCUGUUGCUCCUUAGGUGGCUUAUUGCAGCGCAGAGUGCCGUCAGCUUGCCUGGGAACAGUAUCACCAGGUUUUGUGCCUGGGGCCGUCCAGGCACGACCCCAACCACCCACUCAGCAAACUGCAAGAGGCCUGGAGGUAUUUAUUUCUCAUUUUUGGGGGGGGGGGUUAGUUUAAAGCCCCAAACUGCCUCGGUCCAGUAUACCUGAAGGAGCACCUCCACCGCCAUUGUUCUGCCCGGACACUGAGGUCCAACUCCGAGGGCCUUCUGGUGGUUCCCUCACUGCGAGAAGCAAAGCUACAGGGAACCAGGCAGAGGGCCUUCUUGGUAGUGGCACCCUCCUGUCAGAUGUUAAGGAAAUAAACAACUAUCUGACUUUUAGAAGACAUCUGAAGGCAGCCCUGUUCAGGGAAGCUUUUAAUGUUUAAUAGACCAUUGUAUUUUAAUAUUUUGUUGGAAGCCGCCCAGAGUGGCUGGGGAAACCCAGCCAGAUGGGCGGGGUAUAAAUAAUUUAUUAUUAUUAUUAUUAUUAUUCCUUGUGUUUUGAUGUUGUGAACCGCCCUGAGAAGUACGGAUGAAGGGCAGCUAUGCAGAUUUAAUAAAUAGUAAUAAAGAGACUGUCCACAGCAGGGAGGGCUUGGGGCUAUAAAAGAGGGUGUUUUGUUUUGUUUUGUUUUUUGAAACCAGGCGGCAGGGCUUAGUUGCUUAGAUUAGCCAGUUUAGAAGCCUUUUGGUUGACUGGAAAGGUGUGCCCCCAUUGCCUGGAUGAAUGGGGCACCAGGGUUUUAAAGAACAAUUAUUAUUCCUGAAAAACCUAAAACUGUACAUGCAGCAUCUGAAAACAAAAUAUAGUCUUCACCUUUUAGAAUCCUCCAAAAUACCUUGGGGUCAUCUGCUCUUAGCCUCUAACCUCCUCGGCUGAGGCAGGGAAUCAGCUGCUACAACACCCAUGAAAGGUGGGCCAGGCAGCUUAAAUACCUCUAUUAUUAUUAUUAUUAUUAUUAUUAUUAUUAUUAUUAAACCCUAUUGUUUGUUUGUUUGGUCGCUUUUUGCCAUUGCAACUGAAAGCUGCUUUGGGGUGGGGAGGAGGAGGGUUUAUUGGUUUGUGCUGUUUUUAUUAUGCAUUUUGCAUUAUCUUGUGUUCUGAAAUCUACAGAUGAAGGGCAGUAUACAAUUUUCUUUUUAAAAAAAAAUCUUACAAAAGAAAAUGCACAGAAUAAAAGCAGAGAGGAGGAAAUUCUAAGGUCAAGGACUUCCUUUGCAGAUAUUUGCAAGAUGCUGUGGGAGCCGGUUUUGGCUGAAUAGUGGGAGGGAGGGGAAAAGCUAAUAAUAAUAAUAAUACCAGUUACCGUAUUUUUUGCUCUAUAAGACUCACUUUUUCCCUCCUAAAAAGUAAGGGGAAAUGUGUGUGCGUCUUAUGGAGCGAAUGCAGGCUGCACAGCUAUCCCAGAAGCCAGAACAGCAAGAGGGAUUGCUGCUUUCACUGCACAGCAAUCCCUCUUGCUGUUCUGGCUUCCGAAAUUCAGAAUAUUUUUUUUCUUGUUUUCCUCCUCCAAAAACUAGGUGCGUCUUAUAGAGCAAAAAAUACAGUACUUAUUAUUUGAGGUAGAUUCUGCUAGAGCUAGAGCACUCUGCUUCCCCCCUCUGUUUUGUCUGUGAUUAUGUGAAUAAGAAAUCCCUUCCCUUUCCUUCUUCUCCAGGAACAUCCAUUACCCGCCUGAGACUUCGAGCAUCAUGCUCAUGGCCAGAAUGGUUGCAACUGUCAAGCAGGUUUGUGUUGGGGUUUGUGGUACCCCAAGAUCUGUAGCCUUGUGUGAGUGUCUGGAGGAGGGAUGGCGGCUAUCAGAUUGAGGUUGAAUCCUGACAAGACAGAAGGACUGUUUUGGGGGGACAGGAGGCGGGCGGGUGUGGAGGACUCCCUGGUCCUGAAUGGGGUAACUGUGCCCCUGAAGGACCAGGUGCGCAGCCUGGGGGUCAUUUUGGACUCGCAGCUGUCCAUGGAGGCGCAGGUCAAUUCUGUGUCCAGGGCAGCCGUCUACCAGCUCCAUCUGGUACGCAGGCUGAGACCCUAUCUGCCAGCGCACUGUCUCUCCAGAGUGGUGCAUGCUCUGGUUAUCUCCCCCUUGGACUACUGCAAUGCGCUCUAUGUGGGGCUACCUUUGAAGGUGACCCGGAAACUACAACUAAUCCAGAAUGCGGCAGCUAGACUGGUAACUGGGAGUGGCAAACAGGACCAUAUAACACCGGUCCUGAAAGAUCUUUAUUGGCUCCCAGUAUGUUUCUGAGCACAAUUCAAAGUGUUGGUGCUGACCUUGAAAGCCCUAAAUGGUCCAGUGUCUCCACCUCCAUCGUUCAGCCUGGACACUGAGGUCCAGCUCUGAGGGCCUUCUGGUGGUUCCCUCCCUGCGAGAAGUGAGGUUACAGGGAACCAGGCAGAGGGCCUUCUCGGUGGUGGCGCGUGCCCUGUGGAACGCCCUCCCAUCAGAAGUCAAAGAAAUAAACAACUCUCUGACUUUUAGAAGACACCUAUAGGCAGCCCUGUGCCAGGAAAUUUUUAAGGUCUGAUGUUCUAUUGUGUUUUUAAAUAAUCAAUCAAUAUUACGGUCCAGAGACCCAACAAAUUGUUACAAAGCAAUGCACAAUUCAGACAGCCUACCACUAAGUUAAACAAGCAUUUUGUUUAGACUUAAAGAUAGGGAUUGUUGGUUCUUGCAACCACCGAUAAAAACUUCACCACUGCCAAUGUUCUAGCGUUUGUCCGGUCUUCCAAUAGGAACCUGACAUAGUGAGCCACUGAAUUUCCCAGGAAAGGUACCAGCAAGGGUAAUAUCAGUUCAGCCCUGGCUUGCUCGUAUUUUGCACAGUGCAGCAAAAUAUGUUUUAUGGAAUUGGUGUCUAGGGCACACCAGCAAAGUCUGUCCUUGUAGGGAACUCCUCUCAACCUGUCAUCCAACACAAAUUUUUAAAUAUUUUGUUGGCUGCUGCCCAGAGUGGCUGGGGCAACCCUGUUAUCUGAGCGGCAUAUAAACAAGAAAAUUAUUUGGCUUUAAAGAAAGGCUAGGUCUGGGCUGGGGGAGCAUUUUUGGCUCCCAAGGGUCACAUUGGGCAAGCUUCCGAGGGCCGCAUGGCAAUAGUGGGCAGAGCCGGAGUUGUGACUUCCGCCUUAGUACGGCCGGCCGCAUUCCAGCAAACACCAGAGAGAUGCGCACAUACAUUGACCCUCACUCUUUCGCCCAGGCAAGCAGGAGACAUGAGCUGUCAUGCCUGCGUUUCAUGGGGUUGGAAUAAAAGACCGCUGGGGUCUCUUCCAAGUCUACAGUGCUGAGAUUCUGUGAUUCUUGCAGUUCAGGGAUGCAUCCACCCACGGAGGACCUUACGGUCUUCAAACAAAAACACCUUGGAGGUCCCAGGCCACAGGGAGGUUAGGCUGGCCUCAGCCAGAGCCAGGGCUCUUUUGGCCGUGGCCCCGAACUGGUGGAACGCUCUGUCACAAGAGACCAGGGCCCUGCGGGACUUGAUAUCUUUCCGCAGGGCCUGCAAGACAGAGCUGUUCCACCAGGCCUUUGGCCAAGGCACAGUCUGACCCCCUCCUUUGGUAAUCCUCACAGAACUCCAGCCCAAUGGUUGCCAUUCAAUUCUGAAUUGAGUUUAGAAUGUAUUUUAAUUAAUUGAUUGUGAUUUUAUGUAAACUGUGUUACUUUUAUUGUUGUUAGCCGCUCUGAGCCCGGCUUCGGCUGGUGAGGGCGGGAUAUAAAUAAAAUUUUAUUAUUACAGUGGUACCUCGGGUUACAUACGCUUCAGGUUACAGACUCCACUAACCCUGAAAUAGUACCUCGGGUUAAGAAAUUUGCUUCAGGAUGAGAACAGAAAUCAUGCUCCGGCGGCGCGGUGGCAGCGGGAGGCCCCAUUAGCUAAAGUGGUGCUUCAGGUUAAGAACAGUUUCAGGUUAAGAACAGUUUCAGGUUAAGAAUGGGCCUCUGGGACGAAUUAAGUACUUAGCCAGAGGUACCACUGUAUUAUUAUUAUUAUUAUUAUUAUUAUUAUUAUUUAUCCCAGCCUGGCCGACGCAUGCAAGGAGAGCAGAGUGGAGGGCCUGGGAGAGGGAGAGGAGGGGGGGGGGAAGCAUGCCAGAGCCCUGAAGGACUUCAUUUGGCCCACGGGACGGUGGUUCCCCACUCCUUGUAUAGACCAAGGGAAGAGGUCUUUCAGCAUCUUCUUGCCUCGAUUGUUCCUCAGAAGCUCCCUGCAACAAGAGAAGUAAAAGCCGCAUUUUAUUUUGUUUGUUUGUUUCCUUGCAGGCAAAGGACAAAGACUGCUGGAUCAAACUCUUCGCUCAGUUCUGCAGCAAAACAGCCAACGAGGAAGAGGAGAUCGUCCACAAACUCCUGGGGGAUAAAUUUAAGGUUGGGAACCCUGUGAUAACGGAAGGGUUGAUCUUCUGGGGCUGGUGAUCCAUUCAUUUCCGGCGGGGUUGGACUAGAUGACCCUUGGGAGUCCCAGCUCUUCGGUUCUGUGGCCCUGGGGUUCUUUCUUUCUGCCCGUCUCCUUUGACCCAAAGGAAGCGUCGUAAUCUUAUCCUGCACCUGCCUCCCCUGUGCAUGCGCAGCGGUAGGUAGAAACCAACCUGCAGUUUCCAUUAUCUUGAAUCCCCCAGCGUGGUUAGCCUACGGAACUCCCUGCCACCGGAGGCGAGGAUGGCCACCAAACCUUGAUGGCUUUGAAAGAGGAUUGGACAAAUCCAUGGAGCAAGAGAGGGCUAUUCAUGGCCACUAGCCACAAUGACUAUAUGCCCCUGCCUCCUGAGGCAGCGAUGCUUCUGAAUACCAGCUGCUGGAAACCACAGGAGGCGAGAGGGGUUUUGUGUUCGAAUCCCGCUUGCGGGUUUCCUGCAGGCAUCUGGUUGGUCCCAGGAUGCAGAGCUCCUGGCCUGAUCCUGUUCUUAUCUCAGAUUUUAGUAAAAGCACAUUUAUGUUAGGACUCCAGAGAGAAGUGUGGGCAGAAUCUCAUGGGCUGGCAGCUGAUGGGAGUUGUAGUCCUAAACAUCCAGAAGACCCCAGGUUCGAGAAGGUUGCGGGGACAGAAUCAAGCAUGGACUUGUUUCCAUUAUUCCUAGCGUUGAAUGACUUGUGAUCUUCUCCUCCACCUCUCCAGGGCCAGCUGGAAGUCCUGCGCGUCCUUUUCACCGAAGCCCUUUACGACGACCAUCUCAGCAGGGUAAAGCCAGAAUUUUUGUAGUUGGGAGCAGUUCCAGGCUCCAGGUUUCUCCUUUAGCGGAAGCUGGAAUAGAUGCCCUUUGGGAAGUUUUCUGGAUCUGUCUGAGUUUCCCCAGCCACUCUGGGUCGCUCCCAAUUGAGUGUUAAAAGCAUUAAAUAUUAAAAACUUCCCUGUACCGGGCUGCCUUCAGAUGUCUUUUAAAGAUAAGAUAGCUGCUUAUUUCCUUCACAACUGAAGGGAGGGCGUUUCACAGGGCGGGCGCCACUACUGAGAAGUCCCUCUGUCUGGUUCCCUGUAACGUCACUUCUUGCAGAAAGGGAACCGCCAGAAGGCCCUCGGAGCUGGACCUCAGUGUCUGGGCUGAACAAUGGGGGUGGAGACGCUCCUUCAGGUAUACUGGACAGAGGCCGUUUAGGGCUUUAAAGGUCAACACCAACACUUUGAAUUGUGCUCAGAAACGUACUGGGAGCCAAUGCAGAUCUCUCAGGACCGGUGUUAUGUGGUCUCGGUGGCCGCUCCCAGUCACCAGUCUAGCUUUCACAUUCUGGAUUAGUUGUAGUUUCUGGGUCACCUUCAAAGGUAGCCCCACGUAGAGCGCAUUGCAAUAGUCCAAGUGGGAGAUAACUAGAGCAUUCACCACUCUGGCGAGGCAGUCCGCGGGCAGGGAGGGUCUCAGCCUGCGUACCAGAUGGAGCUGAUAAAUAGCUGCCUUGGAUACAGAAUUGACCUGUCCCUCCAUGGACAGCUGUGAGUCCAAAAUGACCCCCAGGCUGCGCACCUGGUCCUUCGGGGGCACAGUUACCUCAUUCAGGACCAGGGAGUCCCCCACACCUGUCUGCCCCCUGUCCCCCAAAAACAGUAUUUCUGUCUUGUCAGGAUUCAACCCCAAUAGGCAGGGAGUUCCAAAGUUGUCUGAGGGCAGCCACUGAGAAGGCCUUGUCCCAUGUCCCUACCAAGUGUCCCUGUGAGGGUGGUGGGAACGAGAGAUGGUGGGCUCCCCUAUUCUACUCCUCUAGUCCCAGGAGGGACUCAGCAUCUGGGGCAGGGACGCUGUUUACCACCUCCAUUUAUCUCUCUUUUCUAUCUUCUCCUGGCAGUGGUUCUCCCCGGAAGGUUUCCGGUCGCUGUUUGCCCUCGUCGGCACCAACGGACAGGGGAUAGGAACCAGGUAAGUUCAGGUGGAUUUUAGCCCCUCCUGGGAACUCCCCCGGGUGCUCUGAGGGUUAAUUAGGACUUAGCGGAAUACAUCAACUUCAUAGACACCGAGAGACAACAGGACUGCUCAAGGUGCCCCGACUAUAAAAUUGGAGAAAUCGGGAGAUAUAUAGCCGCAUCAGCAGCAUAUCUCUUCUUUCUCGUAUCCAAAAAUGCUAGAAGGGCCUUACACUCGCCAGAAGCUCGGCUCUUCCCUCGCCGGUCCUGGAAGGAGCCUUUAAAAAAGUCCCAUAGGCUCAGAGACUUUGCGCCUGUUCAUUGGGGGAGAUAGGAAGCCCAGAGCACUUGUUCUUUAGAUGUCCCUUUUAUGAAGAGGCACGUAGCAAGACCAUUGAUCCCCUGCUGGUGAGGCUUGCUGACCUCCCAGAAAAGCAAAAAUUUGACCACCUUCUGUUAGGCAAAGAUCAUAAGACGACCCGGAUAGUCGCCAGAUUCUGUGUACAGAUCUGUAGGCGCAGACCGUCCCCCGACUCAAACUAGUUCGUGAAGAAAAUCCCCAAACUCGGUUCCAUGGGUGACUCUGGGUCAUCUCUCUGCGGUAGCCUAUCUUAAAGUUUUAAGUGUCUAUAUGCUUAUCACGGGACGCGGGUGGCGCUGUGGGUUAAACCACAGAGCCUAGGACUUGCUGAUCAGAAUUCGGCGGUUCGAAUCCCUGCGAUGGGGUGAGCUCCCGUUGCUCGGUCCCUGCUCCUGCCAGCCUAGCAGUUCGAAGCACCUCAAAGUGCAAGUAGAUAAAUAGGUACCGCUCUGGCGAGAAGGUAAACGGCGUUUCCGUGCACUGCUCUGGUUUUGCCAGAAGCGGCAUAGUCAUGCUGGCCACAUGACCCAGAAACUGUAUGCCAGUUCCAUUGGCCAAUAAAGCAAGAUGAGCGCCGCAACCCCAGAGUCGGCCACGACUGGACCUAAUUGUCAGGGGUCCCCUUUACCUUUACCUAUGCUUAUCACAUUUAUAAAUUUUAAAUUUAUUGUUGUACAUUGUUUUAACUGUUUUCUUUCUGGGAAUGUACCCCUAAGUGUGUUUUAUAAGCUGGUCUCCGACCGUAAUAAAUUAUCUAAAAGCCAAACCUAACUUGCGGUCUGAGGAACUAGUCAGAAGGGCUGUAGAUCAAGGGCAGAUCACCUGCUUUUCAUUGAGAAAGUCCCCGGUUCCUUCCUCUUGCCUGAACCCUGGAGAGUCCCUGCCAGUCCUGGUAGACAGUACUGAGGUAGUAAUGAGAAUCUCAGGUGAGAUUCAGUGGAAGUUGCUCCCGGUACCAGUCUCCACCUGGAAGCAGAGGAAGGUUCAGAUAGCUUGCUGAUGCAGAAGAUAAGGCUCAGCAAAACAGUUCUGGACAUAGAUAGAUACAGCUUGUAGGCUUCUCCAGAUACAGAUACAUACAGAGUGUCUCUGUUGCUCUAAAUAAGUUCACCAUUUAAGACGUAACGCUGGACAAGUAACACCGACUGGCUAACAGACUGACUCACAGACUGAGCUGGGGCAACCCAGUCAUCUGGGCGGCAUAUAUAUGAAAAAUACCAGUUGGCGCUACAGUCCUUGCUUGCGGUGAGUGGAAUUCAGUGGCUCGAUAUUCCCCCGUUGAAAUCACCUUUUAGCCGCUGUGAAGUCACCAUUGGCCCUCCACCUCAGUCGCUCUUCCCCGCCGCCUGCAAAAUGGGUAUAACGGUGUUGGCCUACCUUUUAAGGCACUGCCAAUGUGGUGCCCUCUUAGGACCACAACUCCCACAAUCCCUGGUCGUUGGCCAUGCUGACCUGGACAAAUGGGAGUUGUAGAACGUCUGGAUAGGGGCACCAUGUUGGCUACCUCCGUUUUUUCAGUGGAGGUCUCCUAUGGAUUGCCACAAAUCCUUUAGACGUCCUAGAGUUGGAGGUGCGAUUUCGGCCCAGCGAAAUGAGGGCGCUUUUGGUGGUGGCACCCCGACGGCCAUUCCUUGCCAGCCCCCGCUGAGAGGCAGACUCUAUAAAUGGAAGGAACUGAUGCCAUCUGUCUGUCUCUCUGGCACCACCCAGCUCCUUGAGCCAGUGGGUCCAUGCCUGCGACGCCUUGGAGUUACCCCCUCAGGAGCGAGAGCAGUUGGACGCCUUCAUAAACCAGCUAUACAAGGACAUGGAGAGAGGUCAGUGAACGGGAAAUGGGGGGGGGCCUUCGAACGACGGGGGCCCAUACCUUCAUGGGUGGGAGGUGUCCAGCGCUCAGCAACCCCUGGUUGUGGCAGUGUCAUCAUGUGCCUGGCAUCAGUGGCAUAGCAUGAGGGGAGCCAGAGAGACUGUUGUCCCGGGUGCAAAAUUUGGGAAGCGUGUGCAAAAUUUAAAAAUAAAAUAAAAUGCUCUGAGGGUUUUCUUUAAAAACAAUCAAGCGGUGUAAAAAUUUCACCAAAUAAAAAUAAUAAAAUAAAAUAAACUCCCCCCUCCACCAUCACUGCCGCUGGCUGGCUCUGAUAGUGGUCUUGCCCCGGGCACUGGCACCCCAUGGUAUGCCACUGCCUGGCAUCACCAAGGAACUGGGAAGGAUGCUGAACUGUGUUGGGUCCAUGCAUGGCCCAUUCUGCUUUGCAGAGCAGAAGACCAGGCGUUGCAGGAUCAGGCCAAAGAUCCAGCUUCUUGUUUUGCCUGAUGGGCUGGGUGCUUGAUCUCCUCCAACGCUCUGGUGAAACAGGAUCAAACCUUGACGUCGCCCAGGGACGGGUGGGAGGAAGAGGACCACCUUGAGCCCCUCGGGUGAAAAUAAUAAUAAUGAUGAAAAUAAUAAUAAUAAUAAUUUAUUAUUUAUACCCUGCCCAUCUGGCUGGGUUUCCCCAGCCAUUUUGGGCAGCUUCCAGCAGAAUAUUAAAAUACAAUGAUUCUUCAAAUGUUAAAAGCUUCUCUAAACAGGGCUGCCUUCAGAUGUCUUCUAAAAGUCGGAUAGUUGUUAAUUUCUUUAACAUCUGACGGGAGGGCGUUCCACAGGGAGGGCGCCGCCACCGAGAAGGCCCUCUGCCUGGUUCCCUGCAACUUUGCUUCUCGUAGGGAGGGAACUGCCAGAAGGCCUUCGGCGUUGGACCUCAGUGUCCGGGCUGAGUGAUGGGGGUGGAGAUGCUCCUUCAGGUAUAGCGAUAGAAUCCUAGAGUUGGAAGGGGCACCCGGGGUCAUCUAGUCCAACCCCUUCAGUGCAGGAAUCGCACCUCAAGCAUCCCUGACGGGCGGCCAUCCAACCUCUGCUUAGAAACCUCCAAGGAUGGAGAGUCUAUACCACGGCCCACGUGAGGGUCAUACUGUGCCCAAUUCCUGCCUUUAGGAUUCUCUUUGGGAAAGGGGAUUAUUAAGAGACCGAAAUUGCCUCUCAUAUCUUCUUUCCUCCCUCUUCGAUUUAGAGACAGGGGAGUUUCUGAAUUGCGAAGGGUCUGGCCUCUACAUGCUGCAGAGUUGCUGUAAGUAUCAAGGGAGGAAUAAUCUGCCCAAACACUUUUUAUAGAAUCCUUGAGUGGGAAGGGAACCCGAGGGUCAUCUAGUCCAGCCCCCUGCAAUGCAGGAUUCUCAUCUGAAGCAUCAGUGACAGAUGGCCAUCCGACAUCUGCUUAAAAACCUCCAAGGAAGGAGAGCCUACAACCUCCUGAGGGAGAACAUUCCCCGGUUGAACAGCAGAAAGUUCAUCCUGAUGUUGAGUCGGAAUCUCCUUUCUUGUAACAUGAAGCCACGGGUUCGAGUCCUACCCUCCGGAGCCGGAGAAAACUAGCUUGCUCCAUUCUCCACGUGGCAACCCUUGAGAUAUUUGAAGAUGGCUCUUAUAUUUCAAAAAAUAUAUAUAUCACACAGGAAAUUGUUCCUUGAAGCUCAUGGCUGCUCUGCUUGCUUCCUUCCUCAGGUAACCACAGCUGCAUUCCCAAUGCCGAGACCUCGUUCCCGGAUAACAAUUUCCUCCUGCACCUGACGGCCUUGGAGGAUAUCGGGCCGGGAGAGGUGAGAGCCCUGGGGGCUGUGGGGUGGCCCUUCGGAAACCGGUAGGGCAGGGGUCCAGGAGACCAACACUAGGUGGCGCUAGAGGAUGUGCAUCCUCCUCUUCUUCCCCUCCUGCAACGGCAAGCUGAAACUUGAGGAGGAGGAGUGUCACGGUCCGAUCUACGGGCGAUCGAAUUCCUGGUGGAGGACAUCGGGACUGGGGGCAAGAUGGUGGGGUGGGAGCAGGAAUGAGAGUCCAGAAGCCAGGGGUCUGAGGGUCAAGAAGCAAGGAGUCACGAAGUCAGGGGUCCGAGGGUCGAGAAUCAAGGAGUCAUGAAGUCAGGGGUCCGAGGGUCGAGAAUCAAGGAGUCACGAAGUCAGGGGUUCAAGGGUCGAGAAGCAAGGAGUCACGAAGUCAGGGGUCCGAGGGUCGAGAAGCAAGGAGUCACGAAGUCAGGGGUCCGAGGGUCGAGAAUCAAGGAGUCACGAAGUCAGGAGUCCGAGGGUCGAGAAUCAAGGAGUCACGAAGUCAGGGGUCCGAGGGUCGAGAAUCAAGGAGUCACGAAGUCAGGGGUCCGAGGGUCGAGAAGCAAGGAGUCACGAAGUCAGGGGUCCGAGGGUCGAGAAGCAAGGAGUCAAGAAGCCGAGGUCCGAGGAUCAGGAAGCAAGAAGCCAAACGCAGCAAGGCAGGAAGCGUGUUGCUGUGGCAAAGAGCCGAAGGGAAAUGCUGACCUAAUAUCCCUUCCCGGCUCUUGCCACCAGGUGCAGUGAGUUACCAAGCGGCCUCACCUGUGCGGCCGCACCUUGCCUCUUCAGACCAAACUUAGGAAGGCCCCAGUCCUGCGAAGCCCUACUGGUCACAGGGCCUGGCUCCUGCACGCACUCCUGACCAGAAGGAAGCUGAAGGGCCUUGGGCUGGUUGUUAAGUAAGAGAGAGAGAAAGAGAGAAUGAGUUCCAUAAGGGAACCCGAGGGUCAUCUAGUCCAACCCACUGCAAUCGGCCAUGGGUUCGAGGCCCGUGAUGGGCAAAAGAUUCCUGCGUGGCAGAGGGUUGUACUGGAUGAUCCUGGAGGGGGGGUCCCUUCCAACUCUACAAUUCUGUGAUUUUAAGCCAGAAUCAGGUGGGCAGGCCGGUGUUUCAGUCUCCUAAAUGGACCAGCCUCCAGGAAGUGAGAGGAGCCCGAGUUUUUGAGCCCUGUUGCAAAAAAUUGGGCAUCUCCUGGGGUGGGACGUGUCCCAAAGUUAGGAAUGGGUAACGAAAAUCUGGGACGCAGUAUGCAUGUCUAAGCUUAUGGUUAAGUAUGUUGAGAACCAGAGAGCAAGAGAAUGCCUUUAUCGUUUUUAUUAUUAUUAUUAUUAUUAUUAUUAUUUAACAUCUUUAUUGAAAAUUCAAAUGUACAUAAUUAUAUGUGCACUAAACGUGGUGAGAAGUAAAGAAAAGAGAGAGAAAGAAAAAGAGAAACAACCCGUGUAGAAGGGAAAAUAAACCCAAACUGUAUAUUUUACAAAGUUGUUAUUGUACUUCACCAGAUCUUAACCUAUUACAGUAUUUGUAAGAAUCCAAUCCAAGAGAAUACCUUUAUCGUGUUUUUAUUAUUAUUAUUAUUUACUAGAUUUACAUACCGCUCUUCAUCAAAAGACCUCAAGAUGGUUCACAAGAUAAAAACACAAAUAAAAAGAGAAACCACCAAACAAUAACAAAACAGAAUAUUAUUAUUUUUAUAAUAUAAUUUUUUAUUAUGUACAGGAGCAAUAAGGCACAGCAUAACGCAAAUCUGUUUGUGCUACUUGGAACCAUGCGAUAUUAAAUUAUCUUGGUAUGGGAAUUCGUUCCUACGCUCUCAGUUCUAGAUAUUCCCUUCUGCUUUUAUUUAAUCUGGCAUCUGUAACUAUGUUUCGUUAUGUUUUAUUAUAAAUAAAUACCGUAUUUUUCCGUGUAUAAGACGACCUUUUUUGAGCCCAAAAUUGAGAAGUAAAUAAUUGCUUCAUUCCGUGUAUAAGAUGACCACCAAUUUUAAACUUUAAAAAUUUGGGGGGAAAUAUAGUCUUAUACACGGAAAAACACAGUAUAUGUUUGUCUGUCUGUUUGUUUUUAAUUUAAAGCUGGAUAGAACAAAGAUGAAAUAACCUUCAAAGAUAAACAUCAAAUAGCAAGCUCUUUUUUAAACAUAGAAAUUAAAAAGAAAAUAGGUAGAGGAAUAUACACAGAGGUUUAAAAAGAAAUUUUGGGCAUGCCACUCUGUUUGGGUCAAUGUUUGCCUUCAAUGUGUGCCAUUCCUUAUUCCCAAACAGGAGAUCUGCAUCAGCUACUUAGACUGUUGCCAACGGGAGCGAAGCCGCCACAGCCGCAACAAGACCCUCCGGUAAGCCUGGGCAGCAAAGUUUGAUGCCAACGGAUGCCAACAUAAUAUUAGGAGAGGCCUGGGGGUGUUCGGUAACCCUACUUGACCUGUAUCAAAUAAAAAUGGAAUAAUAAUAAUAAUAUAAAGGGUCUGUUUGGUGUUCCAGCUGUCAGUUGUUUUAAUUCUGCUGCAGUUUAAUUGCUUUUUAGCUAUUAUCUUUUACAGUCGUACCUUGGAUCCCAAACGCCUUGGUCCUCAAGCGUUUUGGCUCCUGAACGCCGCAAACCCAGGACUGUUCCGGUUUGCGAAUGUUCUUUGGAACCCGAACGUCUGACAGCCAAUCAGAAGCCACGCUUAGGUUUCCGAACGUUUUGGAAGUCGAACGGACUUCCAGAUCGGAUUCCGUACGACUGUAUAUGUUUUUCGCUUUUUGCAUGUUUUAAUUGUGGAAGGGACACCUCGAAGAGUCGUGUCGUCCAACCCCUUGAAAAUACAUGAAUCCUGCCCACAGCUGUUGCUGUGUGGGCUCAAACCACCAAAAAAUCUCUGUUCUUUUGAUUUGUUUAAGCCGCCUUGGGUCCUGGUCCGAGGGAAAAACAGGAUAUAAAUAAAAAUGAACACUUGCUGUAAUUAUAAUAAUGGCAUCUGCCUAGCUCUCGGUUGCCGCCUGAUCUUCAAUGGGCAGAUAAGUUAUUUUUUGAAAGGUUUGGUCUGCCAUUGGGAUUCAAAAUGGCGCCCAACAGCUCCCCAAUAUAGGCAAGAAACCAGCUCCUCUGUCUCAGAGGCUGCCCUGCAAAAUUGGGUCGUGAUUUAGGCAAAUACAUAGCAGAGAGGCAGAGAAACCAUCUUCCAAAAUAUGUAGUAGAUCCUACGGGGUUUAUUAUUUAUUUCACAAAAUUCAUACGCCGCUUGACUUCAAAAGGAAAACCCUCAGAGUGGUUUACAAAAGAAGAGAAUGCAAUGAAAUGAUUACUGGGAAUGAUUAACUGUAACUUAAGACUUUCGGAAGUGUUAAACAAGAAUCCACAGAAAAAAGCUUAAAUCUCGCAUUGGCUUUCCGAACGCUUGGGGAAGCUCGUCUAAAACGAAAUCAUAGAAUUGUAGCGUUGGAAGGGUACCCCAAAAUGUCAUCUAGUCUGACCGCCGCAAUGCAGGAAUCUCAGCUAAAGCAUCCAUGACAGAUGGCCACCUAAUUUCUGCUUUAAAACCUUCAAGGAAGGAGAGUCCACCACCUCCCGAGGGAGUCCGUUUCACUGUCAAACAACUCUUACUGCCAGAAAGUUUUUUCCUGAUGUUGAGUUGGAAUCUCCUACCUUCCAGAGCAAAAUGGUUUGCUCCGCUAAAAAUGGUUUUUAGCAGGCACAGAAAAGUGUAUCAACAGGCAGGGAGUUCCAGAAGUACAGUACAAAUGUAUUGUAUAACACAUGGUUGCAUUGUCUUUACUUUCUGCCGCGCUUUAUGCUUUUGAAAUUCUGGAGAUUCCUUAGGGCCCUCGUAUUUACGGGACCACCUCUCCUGGUCUGCCCCGCAAAGGACCUUCAGGUCCAUGAAUAACCAUAGUUUAGAGGUCCCAGGCCCUAAGGAAGUCAGACUAUCCUCCACCAGGGCAAGGGCCUUCUCAGUGAUGGCUCCGACCUGGUGGAAUGCUCUGUCCCAGGAGACCAGGGCCCUGCAGGAUUUAACCUCCUUCCGUCGGGCCUCUAAGACAGAGCUAUUCCACCUGGCUUUCAAUAUGAACUUAGCCUGAUCUUUUAGUUCCCUUCCUUCCCUCCCCCUUUUUAUGAAGAUUACCCGCUCUGGGAUCCCACAGCUAAUUCCCCCCUGAGCUCCUCGCUGGUCCAAAUAAGACUAAUUUAGCCAGCUAGCCCUGGUGAUCAUCUAAUGUUUUUUGGGUGGAUUUCCCCCCAAAUUGAUUUUGAAUUUUGAAUUUAUUGUUAUUCACGUUUUAUACUGUAUUUUAUGCUGUUUUUUGUUGCAUCAACUAAGUGUUUUAAAUUUGUUGUUAGCCGCCCUGAGCCCGGUUUUCUGAACCGGGAAGGGCAGGGUAUAAAUAAAAAUUUAUUAUUAUUAUGUGUCGGGAGGAUAACAAACUGAAAUCACCGCCGUCGUAACCGCCACCCACCUAUUUCUCCCCCUCUUCUGCCCCCUUCCAGGGAAAACUACCUGUUUGUUUGCUCCUGCCCCAAGUGCCUGGCACAAGCCAACGACCCGGACGUGACGUCGGAAGAGGAAGACGAGGAGGAGGAAGAAGUCGAAGGGGAGCCGGACGACGCAGAACUGGAGGACGAGAUGACGGACGUUUGA